UUAAAGAAAUANUGUGUAUGUUAAUGCAUGCAGGUGCUCACACAAUUGGACAAACUCAGUGUUCGACAUUCCGUGGAAGGAUUUACAACAAUGNAAGUGAUAUUGAUGCUGGAUUUGCAAGCACUCGUCAACGGGGUUGUCCAUUAGUUGUAAGUGAAGAUAAUGACAAGAAAUUGGCAGCACUAGAUUUGGUGACACCUAAUUCAUUUGACAACAACUACUUCAAGAAUUUGAUUCAGAAGAAGGGUCUUCUUCAGUCAGAUCAAGUUCUAUUUAGUGGAGGUUCUACAGAUUCUAUUGUGUCCGAAUACAGCAAAAAUCCUACAACUUUUAAGUCUGACUUUGCAGCUGCUAUGAUCAAAAUGGGAGAUAUUGAACCAUUAACCGGAUCAGCUGGAAUCAUCAGAAAGAUUUGCAGCUCUGUCAACUAAGUCAACCU
Molecule: messenger RNA, 439 nt
Organism: Vigna radiata var. radiata (mung bean)
Lineage: Eukaryota; Viridiplantae; Streptophyta; Magnoliopsida; Fabales; Fabaceae
Product: lignin-forming anionic peroxidase-like
Exons: 1
Coding region: 18-431 (137 amino acids)
Biological process (GO): response to oxidative stress
Molecular function (GO): peroxidase activity; heme binding
Source: RefSeq, a predicted model, not a curated record